Molecule: messenger RNA, 840 nt
Organism: Lathyrus sativus (Indian pea)
Lineage: Eukaryota; Viridiplantae; Streptophyta; Magnoliopsida; Fabales; Fabaceae
Source: the annotation of a GenBank genome assembly
AUGUCGUUAGAUCCAGCUGCAACCGCCACAACCGCUACAACGUCAAGACCUAUUUCGCCAUUCCCAAAUCCAAACUCGAAACCGCACCAUCACUACCCAUCGCAUUCACAUCAACAACAACAGCAACAACAACAAACCCUUCCUCUUCGUACUCCAAUUCCAUUUCAUUACCCGUUCCCUUCUCCCUCGCGCGCCGCCGUUAAUCACGCUGUUGGCGGUUAUCCGCCUCCGCCUCCUCCGCCGCUUUUGUAUUCUCACGGAGGUGGUGUUCGCGGUAUGAAUUUGGAUUAUCUAAGUCACGCCUUGCACGUGACUAGACCUCUCUCUCACGUGCAGUUUCCUCAUCUUGCUGCUGCUACUCCUUCGCCUUCUGCUAAAGGACACCUCAAGGUUACUGGUAGGUCUGCGGUUUCUGAUGUCAAUGGUCAUAAGGAUGCAAGUGCGAGGGAAAGAAGCAGAGAUGACACACUAACUGUUGUUAGAGACCGAAAAGUCAGAAUAACCGAGGAUGCUUCUCUAUAUGCACUCUGUAGGUCAUGGUUGAGAAAUGGUGUAAAUGACGAAAGCCAGCCAGCACAGAAAGAUGCAACGAUGGCACUUCCCAAACCAUCGCCUGCAUCUAUCGUGGAUACCUGUACCUCAAACAAGAAAGAUGGUGAAAAUGAUGACGAUGAGCAAGAAGAGGAUGAGAAAUCUGUUGAGCACUUAUCAACACAAGAUCUAUUGAAGAGACAUAUCAAGCGUGCGAAAAGGGUCAGAGCACGUUUAAGGGAAGAACGGUCGCAGCGCAUUGCAAGAUACAGAAAUAGGCUAAGGCUUUUGGUUCCUCCGCCGGCCUGA